This is a messenger RNA of Hyaena hyaena (striped hyena), 1898 nucleotides long. It is a transcript of the gene UNCX, whose product is annotated as UNC homeobox. Lineage: Eukaryota; Metazoa; Chordata; Mammalia; Carnivora; Hyaenidae. The transcript is spliced from 3 exons. Gene Ontology annotation, molecular function: DNA-binding transcription factor activity, RNA polymerase II-specific; sequence-specific double-stranded DNA binding. The record is from RefSeq and is a predicted model, not a curated record. Gene Ontology annotation, biological process: regulation of DNA-templated transcription. Bases 1 to 1617 code for a protein of 538 amino acids.
AUGAUGGACGGCCGCCUCCUGGAGCACCCGCAUGCCCAGUUCGGGGGCUCGCUGGGCGGCGUGGUGGGCUUCCCCUACCCGCUGGGCCACCACCACGUGUACGAGCUGGCCGGCCACCAGCUGCAGUCGGCCGCCGCCGCCGCCGCCGCCUCGGUGCCCUUCUCCAUCGACGGCCUGCUCAGCGGCUCGUGCGCCGCUGCCGCCGCCUCCGUGGUCAACCCCACGCCGCUGCUGCCGGCAGCCUGCGGGGUAGGAGGCGACAGCCAGCCUUUCAAGCUGUCAGACUCGGGGGACCCCGACAAGGAGAGCCCGGGCUGUAAGCGGCGGCGCACCCGCACCAACUUCACCGGCUGGCAGCUGGAGGAGCUGGAGAAGGCGUUCAACGAGAGCCACUAUCCCGACGUGUUCAUGCGCGAGGCGCUGGCGCUGCGCCUGGAUCUGGUCGAAUCCCGAGUGCAGGUCUGGUUCCAAAACCGCCGGGCCAAGUGGAGGAAGAAGGAGAACACGAAGAAGGGCCCGGGGCGGCCGGCUCACAACUCUCACCCCACCACGUGCAGUGGCGAGCCGAUGGACCCAGAGGAGAUCGCGCGUAAAGAACUGGAGAAGAUGGAGAAAAAGAAGCGCAAGCACGAGAAGAAGCUGCUGAAGAGCCAGAGCCGCCACCUGCACUCUCCAGGCGGCCUGUCCCUGCACAGCGCACCGAGCUCCGACAGCGACAGCGGCGGCGGCGGCCUGUCCCCGGAGCCGCCCGAGCCUCCGCCGCCUGCGGCCGCGGCCAAGGGCCCUAGCGCGCACGCCGCCGGCCCCGCGGGUUCCGCGCCCGCACCGCCGGGCGAACCGCCCGCGCCCGGCACCUGCGACCCCGCCUUUUACCCGAGCCAAAGAAGUGGCGCAGGCCCGCAGGCGCGGCUAAGCCGCCCCGCGGACAAGGACGCGGCCCCGUGUGCGCCUGGGGCGGCGGCGGAACGCGGCGCCGCCGGCCUGCCGAAGGCCAGCCCGUUCAGCGUGGAGAGCCUGCUGUCCGACUCGCCGCCGCGCCGGAAAGCGGCCCCCGCCAACGCCGCCGCCGCCGCCGCAGCCGCCGCCGCCGCGGGGCUGGACUUUGCGCCCGGGCUGCCGUGCGCGCCGCGGACCCUCAUUGGCAAGGGCCACUUCCUGCUCUACCCCAUCACGCAGCCUCUCGGCUUCCUGGUGCCACAGGCCGCGCUCAAGAGCGCAGCGGGUCCGGAGCCGGCGCCCAAGGACGCGCCGCCCGCACCCGCCGCGCCGACGGCGCCGCCCGCUCAGGCCAGCUUCGGGGCCUUCCCGGGGCCCGGCGGCGCUCCGGACUCGGCCUUCGCGCGCCGCAGCCCCGACGCCGUCGCCUCCCCGGGGGCCCCGACCCCGGCGCCCUUCCGGGACGCGGCUGUGGCUGCGGCCGAGGGCGGCGGCGGGGACUGCGCGGAUCCGGGCACCGCCUGCCUAGCGGCCCCACCGCCGCCCCCUCUCGCGCCGUCGCCCGGGCCCGGCCCUAGGGCUCCCAGCCCCACUGGGGAGCCGUCUUUGUGCGGGGCCCCGGAGCCAGGCGCCGAGUCCGGACCCAGCGUUCCCGAUGGCGAGGAGGUGGACAUGGACUGAGGGGCGGCGUGGCCUGGAGAAGCGCUCAGCCGGCCGGCGCUCGCUCGCUCAGGCUCGACUCACACAGCGAAAUCAGGUGAUCGGCUUAGAAACACUGCUUUUUCAUGUUUCUUCUGUUUUCUUCCUUUUAUUGUUAUUUUUAAAAGAAAACCGCUGUUUCAAUUCGGACCUAGGCAGCAACCGCAGGACUUGGGGAGACCCUCUUCUUCUCGGGGGAAGCAAAGCAACAACAAGCAAGCAUUCCCCGCACAAAACCCACAACAAGAAUCCUCAGCCUUGUA